Messenger RNA from Sphaeroforma arctica JP610, 2514 nucleotides. RefSeq lists its product as hypothetical. The record is from RefSeq and is a predicted model, not a curated record. Gene Ontology annotation, molecular function: RNA polymerase II cis-regulatory region sequence-specific DNA binding; DNA-binding transcription factor activity, RNA polymerase II-specific; protein dimerization activity. The coding region runs from base 192 to 1886 and encodes 564 amino acids. Lineage: Eukaryota; Ichthyosporea; Ichthyophonida. The transcript is spliced from 2 exons. Gene Ontology annotation, biological process: regulation of transcription by RNA polymerase II.
GGACAAUAAAAUAACAAAGGAAAAUAAAAUACCAUUCGGUUUAUGCAAUUCGGUUGCGAGCGACACUACAAGGUUGGAUUGCUUAGCAGAAGUAGAAAGAAGGUAGCAUAUAGCCCUAUUUGCUAGUGCUUACUUCCUUUACUGUGUCAUCUGUAAGGCCAGGUCAAGUGUACAAUAUCAACACAUCAAAGAUGCUGAACUCAUCUUCGUUUUCCUGCCUGUCGCAGCAGCAUCUCAUGUCGUUCAUGGAUAGUAGCGCGAUUUCCGACCUAGUCGUAAAAGAUGAUAUGGGUUCGCCAAGAAGCUCUACAGUAUUGGCCUCGACUAUAGAUUCUAGGUGCCGAACAGAAUUAGAAGAUCUUGAUCUCAGCCAACCAGAUAUAGGUAGUGGAGAAGAGAGUUCAUCACCAAGGAGUGUAUUUGGUGUCGAUGUCACCAGCGAUAGGAAUGGUAGCAUCAGCAGUACGGAUAGCGCAAACACAAUGGCUUUCUCCAAGAUACUAUCAACAUCGUCAUCUUCCGUAGACUCGAUGAUGGGAUCGCCCACUUCAGAAAUUUUUAUCUAUCAGUCUUCAGCCAUGGAAAUCGAUAUGGGUUCUCAGCAGCCUCUACAUCACACACACCAACCGUGGCUGAGUCUGGACUCGGACUUCACAGAGCUUCUACAUUCAUCUUUCGAUGAGUGCGAGGUUCGCUUCGAUAUUCCUACGCCGCCUUCACACCAGGAUAUGUUGAGUUUGUCCGCAUCUGGUUACCACGAUCUAUUGUCUGCUGAUACUGCAACGGAAUCGAUGAAGAUGGCAAUCACUGGAUGCGAAACAGCGCAGCUGUUCAAUCCGUCGGCCAUUUUACCGACACCCGCGCCUUCAACACCCGCGUCACCCCUGCUAAGCCGCUCGGCGACGCGGAAUAGCGUAUUGUUGUACGAGGAAGGUAUCGCGCCUUUUAAAUUAUUUGAUCUAACCGAAUGCGGAACGGCGUUGCCUGAUAUGAAGUCAUCUCAUUUUGAGGAGCUCGGUAAUGGUCAUGGUGGUGUUGAUCUCGUGGCGCAUGGCUCGAGUUUGUUUUCCGAGCGUGCGCUCGAAGACGGCAAGCCCUCAACCGAUUUCAAUAAACCUGCAACCGUCACGAAACGGGUGCGUAGCAACGAUAAUACACCACCACCGUCAGGUACCUCAUCACCGACACCUGCAAAACGAGUGAAAACAGAACCACUCAGUACAGGUUCACUGGAAGGUUCAUGUCUACCAUCGUGUGUGGCACCAACAGAAUUAUCAGCGCCCAAACUUGUGAGGAAAACUUCAAAAGUAUCUUCAGCUGCUGGAAAAAGUACACCCACGACUGCUGGCUCGGCUGCCGUAUUGCCCAAUGCCUUGCGCACUGCCUUUAAAGGAACUGGAAGCACAACUACGACCAGCACGUCCCUAACCGAAGAAAUUGGCGGCGUGGUAGUUCACAAAGUGCGUGUGACGAGCACUUCUAGCACAGGCGAAGUUGAUAUUUCGGACAUUUCUGUUCCGUCCAACUUAAACGAAGCGGAAGCCAAACGUCACGUGCACAACGUUUUGGAGAGAAAAAGGCGCGAGGACCUUCGUCAAUCUUUUGAUACUCUACGAGAAGCGGUCCCGGAUCUAGUGACGAACGAUAAGUCCCCCAAAGUCUUGAUCUUGAACGGAGCCGCUAAUUAUAUCCGCGCAUUGACUGCGAGGAACAAAGAGCUAUGCGAAUCGAAAGAGAGAUUGACGAUGGAGAGGCAAGCCAUGCUCACCCGAUUGGAAACAUUAAUCGCACUGCAAAGUGUUGUACGGUAUUCUUCCUUGCCUAACUCAUACAUAGGGCUCGCGCAUCCGGUGGCGCAAAAUCUUCAACACCAAUUACCGAUCUGAAAUUGAGUCAAAUCGAUUUGUUUACGUGCAGCUUGGAAAUGACUCGAGUAGUAUCCGAUGUAUCACUAAUUGUAGCGAAUGUGAUAGGAGAAGUGCAGUCUCACGUGCUUGAGGUGAGUUCACACGGCACAGCAGGAUUGGAUAGAUUCAGCAUAAUAACAGCUUACAACGUGUGUUUAGUUCGCUCGCAUGCUGACGUCUGCAUUGCUGCAGCUGCGACAACCACCGGCAGAGCUGUAUAGGCGGAGGGUUGAUAGAUUCCUGUGUGUUUGAGUGCUCGUUUGAAAGUGCUUCAUCGUUGUAGAGAUUUCUUAAAAUCACAGGUCGCAACAAGUGCAACACUCACUAGGAUAUCGCCUGAUCUAGUCAUAUAAUGAGAAUAUGUCCAAAGCACACUAGUCGAAUAUGACACAUCUGACUCAGGAGACUCACGGAUGGAGUGUAUUAUUUAUAGAACACAGCUCUCGCAUGAAGCAGGUUCUCCUACAGCGAAUACAGCGCAUGGUACGAUUCUAAUAGGAAGCGAGGCACCGUUAAGUAAGGUUACUAUGUCAAGUAUCGGAAAAGUUAGAAAGCUAUCACGAAUAAAUCUAGAGUUGCAACUCCUUGUUUGCAGACUUUUGUAAUU